This is a messenger RNA of Ictidomys tridecemlineatus (thirteen-lined ground squirrel), 2289 nucleotides long. RefSeq names its product keratin 39 (gene Krt39). Gene Ontology annotation, cellular component: cytoskeleton. The record is from RefSeq and is a predicted model, not a curated record. Lineage: Eukaryota; Metazoa; Chordata; Mammalia; Rodentia; Sciuridae. Gene Ontology annotation, biological process: intermediate filament organization; epithelial cell differentiation. Gene Ontology annotation, molecular function: structural molecule activity.
CUCAGUGGAGGGUGGUUGAGCCGGUGACCACAGACGAGGAGACCAACUGAAGCUGGACACACGCUGUGGAUACCGAGGGCUCUAGAACAACUAUUUCUUCUUCAGCCUCACCCCAUAACUGCUCUGGGAUUACAAAUUUUAGGACCAUGUCUGCUAACAACAGCUGCCAAUCAACUGGCCACGAACCAAGAACUCCCCAGAGCCGGGUCUGCCAAUCCACUCAUCGCCUUUGUCGCACCCCCAUCUACCUCAUAAGCAACUUCUGUGUCCAUCCCUCUCUGGAUGACUGCAGCUGGUUGGGUGAAGGUAUCAACAGCAACGAGAAGGAGACCAUGCAGAUCUUGAACGACCGCCUUGCUAACUUCCUGGAAAAGGUGCGAAUGCUGGAACGAGAGAACGCUGAACUGGAGUGCAGAAUCCAGGAAGAGCGUAACAAAGAGCUCCCUGUCCUGUGUCCUAAUUACCUGUCCUACUACACCACCAUCGAGGAGCUCCAGCAGAAGAUCUUGUGUACCAAGGCUGAGAAUUCCAGGCUGGUCUCACAAAUUGACAACACCAAACUGGCUGCAGAUGACUUGAGAGCCAACUAUGAAGCUGAGGUGUCCCUACGCCAGCUCGUGGAGGCCGACGCCAACAGCCUACGGAAGAUCCUGGAUGCACUGACCCUGAGUAAGGCUGACCUGGAGGCACGAGUGCAGUCUCUGAAGGAGGAGCUCCUCUGCCUCAAAAACAGUCACCAAGAGGAUAUCAACUCCUUAUGGGGGCAGCUUGGGGACAGACUCAACAUUGAAGUAACCGCAGCCCCUUCUGUGGACAUAAACCAGAUUCUACAAGAAAUGAGAUGUCAGUAUGAGUCCAUCAUGGAGACAAACCGUAAAGAUGUGGAACAAUGGUUCAACACCCAGAUGUUGGAGCUGAAUCAACAAGUGGUGACCAGCUCUCAACAGCAGCAGUGCUCCCAGAAGGAAAUCGCAGAACUGAGACGUACCGUGAAUGCUCUGGAGGUGGAACUACAGGCCCAGCACCGAAUGAGAGAUUCGCAGGAAUGCAUCCUGACAGAGACUGAGGCCCGCUACACGACCCUGCUGGCCCAGAUCCAAAGUCUGGUCCAUAACCUGGAGGCUCAGCUGGCGGAGAUCCGCAGUGCCCUGGAAAGACAGAACCAGGAAUGUGACAUUCUGCUGGAUAUUAAGUCCCGGCUGGAGUGUGAGAUUGCCACAUACCGCAGCCUUCUGGAGAGCUCAGACUGCAAGCUUCCCUGUAACCCGUGUGCCACCCGAUGCAAGCCUUCCACUUGCACACCCUCCAAGCCCAGCACCGUGGAAUGCACCGCCCCGGUUUUCACAUCCUCAGCCCCCAAUGGGAUUCUCAAGCGGUACAACGUCUGUGGACCCCCAUCCCGGAUACUGGUUAAAAUAUGCACCAUCACCAAGGAGAUUCAGGACGGGAAGGUCAUUUCUUCUCAUGAACAUGUGCAGCCUUGCUUCAUCCCCAGACUUGCCAAAGUCUAACGGCCCAAGGUGAUGCGAAGGACCCCCAUUCAUGAGAGAAAGGCCAAUACAUGCUCCUGCCAGAGAGGUUUAAGAACUCCCCAGGCCCUUAAGGUACUUAGUCUCUUACUACUACAGCGGGUCCCCAUCACUAGAUAGUGUGUCCUUUAUUCCACUCCUUCCCUAAGUCGCUGCUGCCAACGUGAUCAUAAAUUCCAUUUCUCUGGUAGGACAUUUUGCAUUCAUCUGAAGGAUGGGAAUGGAUUAGCCAGUUCCCCGGGGGAAGAUGGCCUAUGAUGCUUGACUCCCCAGGUGUUGAACUGGCAGGUUUUUCUUUUGUUUACUCAGGCCUUAUUUACUUAUGUGCCUCCUUGGAGCCAGUCAGACAAGUUCCAGGAUUGUUUUUGGCCAUUGGCACACUAAGGUGAAAAGCUACAACCUUCCCUUCCAAGCUCCUUUUGUGGCUUUAGAAGGAAGCCUUUACAGAAACAGAGUAAAUAAGGAAAGAAGAUCCUUGAUGUUUAGUUUCCUUGAAUAGAUAAUCCCAGGUCCUGUUGAACUCUGCUGCCUCAGUUUUUUGUUGUGAAGAGUCAAUGAAAUUGCUUAUGUAAUACUGCUAUUUGAUGAAAAGCACUGACAUACACGACCCUCCCCAAGAGAAUUUUGAAGAUGUCCAUGUUCUCUAAAACUUUGUGAACCAUUAGGCUCUUCUCCAAAUAUUUUCUUUGAGAAUCAGGAAAUAGUUAUGGGGAAUGAAUCUAGAGCUAUUUCUUCAAAAAAUAAUUUUGAAGAAACUGGG